Fusarium tjaetaba is the source of this 1659-nucleotide messenger RNA. RefSeq lists its product as uncharacterized. Bases 1 to 1659 code for a protein of 552 amino acids. Gene Ontology annotation, biological process: ubiquitin-dependent endocytosis. Lineage: Eukaryota; Fungi; Ascomycota; Sordariomycetes; Hypocreales; Nectriaceae. Gene Ontology annotation, cellular component: plasma membrane; cytosol; cytoplasm. The transcript has a single exon. Gene Ontology annotation, molecular function: ubiquitin protein ligase binding; protein-macromolecule adaptor activity. The record is from RefSeq and is a predicted model, not a curated record.
AUGUCUAUUCGAAUAGCGCUGGACAACCAGCCCGAGUUCUAUACCAACCUCGACUUGGUGCAGGGCCGAAUCAUCCUGGGUCUCAACCGCGCCGAGCAGAUUGGAAGUAUUGUUGUCAAGCUUGAAGGGGAAUCGGGAACAGCUCUACAGGCUCCGAAUGCCUUUGAUCCACAGAACAUGGCCAGGCUACAACCUAGCCCUCAACGGCCUCCUGGCAGCACCGCAGCUGAGAACCAUAAAAUCUUAUACAAACUACAACAAGUCUUUCCGGAUGACUAUUAUGCGAGCUCUUCUAACCCUUACGGUGCAUACCCCCUGCAAGCAGGCGAGCACGAGUUUCCUUUCAAGUUCAAGCUUCCCAUCAAUAAUGCAUGCAGCGACCCAAUGGCUAUGUCGAAAAUCGGCGGCAUGGCCAACGUUGGUGGUUUUGGGGGUGGAGGAAUGUUUGGCAUUGGUGGUGUUAGGGUCAUGGAUGGUAGCAAGCAACUCUACCUUCGCCAUGUCACCCGCACACUACCUCCAUCAUUAACAGGAUAUCCUAUGGAGGCAGAAAUUCGAUACUACAUCAAGGUUACAAUCCAGAGACCGGGAUUGCUCAAGGAAAACUGGCGGUAUCAGAUCGGUCUGAAGUUCCUCCCUAUUGAACCGCCCCGGCCGAAGCCGACAACCCAGGAGGCUUUUGCUCGUCGCCCCUUCACAUUUCGGCCAAUGACCCCUCAGGCAGAGAAGAAGCGGUCCUCCCUCUUCAACUUUGGAAGCGGCACAGAUUCAAAGUCAGCCUCUACUCCAGAGCCAUCUGCAGAUAUUGCACCAGCUCCAGCAAUCGAGAUCUCAGCACGCCUUCCUCACCCAAGCGUCUUGACUUGCAACAAGCCUGUUCCCCUACGGCUUAUCGCCAAAAAGCUCAACAACAAUCCAGAGCAAGUCUAUCUAGUGUCGUUCCAGAUGGAGCUUAUAGGCCGUACUGAUGUCCGCGCGCUCGAGCUUCAGAACCAAAAGAUCAACCGAUGGGUUGUUGUGUCAAACCCAAACAUCAACAUCCCGUUGACUACAGGACCUGCUGACGAAGUUGGGAGUGAGUUGGUGAUUCCAGACCAUGUAUGGAAGAAUUUGCCUCUUCCCAACACUGUGGCACCCUCAUUCGUCACUUGUAAUCUUUCUAGAAGGUACGAGCUCGAGUUGAAGCUUGGUCUAGCCUGGGGUAAGCCAAAAAAGGGCAUCACCAACAAGAGCCCCCCGGUCAUCCUCCUACCGCUACACUUUGCGCAAGUCGAGGUUUAUUCUGGUAUUACACCGCCUCCUGAACUCGUUGAAUCCGCAAGAUCAACGCGGCCGGGGCGUGCAACCUUCACGAAUAACGUCCCGCCCCGUCUGCCACCCAGGCAAAACUCAGUCUCCUCAGCCCCAGUGUCAGCUCAACAGCAACGGCCUUCUCAAACUCCGAACCAGGUUCCUCCUCAGCCAACUCAUGAUUCCCUCUAUCCACCACAACUAGCUCCGGGUCAAGAGGCACCUCCAUAUGACGAAGCUCCGCCCAGCUAUGACGAAGCCAUCGCGGAAAACCUGGCUGGUCCCUUCGACGGCAUGCAGGCACGGCCAGCCUACAGCGGUGUCACGAACGAGAAUUCGCCAAGCCAGUUACCUCCUGAAAAGAGUUGA